UGUAGGCAAUCGUCAGCGAAUAGUCUCACUUGUGAAGUCAGCUUGUUCGGCAGGUCAUUGAUGUAAGUCAGGAACAGUAGUGGUCCGAGCACAGUUCCUUGCAGAACUCCUGAUGUGACAAGUGCUGGAGAAGAUGACUCCCCGUCGAUGACAACUCGCUGAUGGCAUUCUGGCAGAAAGCCUGAGAUCCAUUAGUGUAAAGGACCCCUGAUUCCUAGGUGAUGAAGUUUGUGCAUGGGACGUUUGUGAGGAACCUUGUCGAAUGCCUUCGUGAAGUCCAGCAUGGCAACGUCAACAGUCUUUUUGUCUACCAGAGCAGAUGCUAAAUCAUUGAUGGUGAGGUUUAGCAGGGUCUCUGUUAAACGCGAGAUCUGAAGCCAUGUUGGUUGUCUGACAAGAUUUCAUUUUGCUCAAAGAAUUUCAUUGUGUGAUUGUGUAUGAUGUGCUUGAGAAUGUUGCAUAUAUGACGACAUGUUAAGGACACUGGACAGUAGUUGGCAGGAUCAGCAUGGUCUCCCUUCUUGAAAAUUGGUGCGCUGUUUCCCUCUUUCCAAUCUUCAGGCACUUCACCGUUGUCAACAGAAGUCUGGAACAUGUCACAAAGUAUUGGAGCAAGGUCUUUUGCAGCCAUUUUCAAGAACCAGGGUGGAAUCCCAUCUGGACCUGUGGCUUUAGAUGCAUCGAUGUCAUUCAGCAGCUUUUUAACUCCCGCAGUAUUGACAUUCAGGAUGCGUCGGUCAUUGAGAAUAAGUAAGGAACUGAGUCAGCUGGAGCGAGAACCACCUCCUGGUGUUUCCUGCUGGAUGAAGAAUGAAAGCACAAACCAGCUGCAAGCACAGAUAAUUGGUGAUGAGAAGACGCCUUAUUCAGAUGGGGUAUUUGACUUGGAAAUCCAGGUACCUGAGAGAUAUCCUAUGGAGCCUCCCAAGGUUCAAUUUCUGACUCCUAUAUAUCAUCCAAAUAUUGACUCAGUUGGUAGAAUCUGUCUGGACCUACUCAAGAUGCCACCUUCGGGUAAUUGGAAGCCUAGUCUGAGCAUUGGUACAUUACUGACGUCCAUCAAACUCUUGAUGUCUCAGCCCAAUCCUGAUGACCCACUCAUGGCGGAUAUUUCUACAGAAUUCCUGACCAAUCGUGUCGUGUUUGAACAGAAGGCCAGAGAGCACACUCAUAAACAUGCUGUGCAGAAGACUACAGCUGUUACGUCUCCAAAACAAGUCAAAGACCAAUCGGAUUCAAAUGAUAGUGACCAAUCAGAGUCAUCCUCUGAUGAAAGUGACCAAUCAGGUUCAUCUUCAGAUGAAAGUCAUUCCCCUGCAGACCAGCUUGCCAUCCAGGAAGGAAUCCCUGUCAGUCAAGCGGGGAAACGACUGUCUGUGGAAGACUUGAAUGCACAACCACAUGCCAAAAAACACAAGGCCCACCAACAAUAAGAAACUUGAAACAACGAUCAGCUCUCUUCUGCAUUGAACCUGCAGUGCAUCUCCGAGGUCAUAAACGACACAUUGGUGUACAUGUAUAUGGCAAGUGGCUCAUAGUGUUUGUCAAGGCUGGUGGGUGAUAUUCAAAUUUGAAUGUGACGCAAUCUGACAGGAAACAUUUGCAGCCAAAUCAACCAAUUGUGAGAUUUGUUCAAUAAGUGCAAGUUUUUGCAGAGGUUAUACAUGUAUAAACUAUUUUACAAAGUUGCACUAACUGAACUUGAAUAUUCAAGUUCGUGGAAUGACACCAUGCAAAUUAUGGACACUAUCAUUUGAUGCAUUUUUCCACAACCACAUCUAGCAUUACAGAUUCAAAGGGCACCCUCAUAAGAUUCUGAGAGAGCACAGUACACUUAACUUUAUGCAACAAAUGACUUGCCGCUGUGCCAAAAUUAAUCCAAGCACUGACGCAUGGUAGAAUAACCACAGUGCAAUGUCAACAAUAACUCGCAGUCCAAUGCAACCACAACAAAAGUCAUGCAUCUUGUCAUUCAUUGAUUUGUGCUUUUUAUAACAGCAUGACAUUGUUUUACAACAAAGUUACAUAUGUAUGAAUUGUCCUUAAGAAUCAGAAGUGUUACUUGUAGACAUACCAGAAUAUUGAAGGUCUUGAACUUGAA
Molecule: messenger RNA, 2101 nt
Organism: Patiria miniata (bat star)
Lineage: Eukaryota; Metazoa; Echinodermata; Asteroidea; Valvatida; Asterinidae
Gene: ube2t
Product: ubiquitin-conjugating enzyme E2 T-like
Exons: 7
Coding region: 594-1433 (279 amino acids)
Biological process (GO): DNA damage response; protein polyubiquitination
Cellular component (GO): nucleus
Molecular function (GO): ubiquitin conjugating enzyme activity
Source: RefSeq, a predicted model, not a curated record